Messenger RNA from Zea mays, 2020 nucleotides. RefSeq names its product gibberellin receptor GID1-like. NCBI's taxonomy places the organism in Eukaryota, Viridiplantae, Streptophyta, Magnoliopsida, Poales, Poaceae. The transcript has 2 exons. Gene Ontology annotation, cellular component: nucleus; cytoplasm. Bases 353 to 1408 code for a protein of 351 amino acids. The record is from RefSeq and is marked validated. Gene Ontology annotation, biological process: raffinose family oligosaccharide biosynthetic process; floral organ morphogenesis; positive regulation of gibberellic acid mediated signaling pathway. Gene Ontology annotation, molecular function: gibberellin binding; hydrolase activity.
CUGUGCCCCCGCCUCACACACCACAGCCUACAGCGCUUCUGCUCCAGCGCCCGCCUCGCCUCGCCUCUUCUCCUCGUUCUGCCGCCCGCGCGCGCCAGCCUGGUGCUCGUUCCCCUUCUUGGCUCGUCGAGCCCAGAGGUUGGUGGCGUCAGGGAUUUGUAUUGGAGCGGAGGAGAAGGGGGCUUUGCCCCGAGGAGAUCGGGGACGCGGGAGGGCGCGGCGCUCGAGCCGAGCUCGGUUCAGCGGGAUCACUUGGCGUGGCCGGUCCUCCGGGGCCCAUGCCGUGAGCAAAGCCAGGCUUUGUUGCCCGGGGGAGAGAUCUUGCGCUUGCAAGCGGCGCCCGCCCACCGCCAUGGCCGGCAGCGACGAGGUCAACCGCAACGAGUGCAAGGGUGCGGUGCCGAUCCACACAUGGGUGCUCAUCUCCAACUUCAAGUUGGCGUACAACAUGCUCCGGCGGGCCGACGGCACCUUCGACCGCGACCUCGCCGAGUUCCUCGACCGCCGGGUGCCGCCCGACGCACGGGCCCAGGAGGGGGUCUCCUCGUCCGACCACGUCAUCGACACGUCCACUGGCCUGGAGGUCCGCAUCUACCGCGCCGCCACUAACAACGGCGGCGCGGGCGCGGCCGCGGUCACCCUGCCCAUCCUUGACUUCCUCGGCGGCGGGCCGUCUCCGGACCCGUUCCCGGUGAUCCUCUUCUUCCACGGCGGCAGCUUCGCCCACUCGUCCUCCGGCACGGCCAUCUACGACAACCUGUGCCGGCGGUUCGUGAAGCUGAGCAAGGGCGUGGUGGUGUCCGUGAACUACCGGCGCGCCCCCGAGCACCGGUACCCGUGCGCCUACGACGACGGCUGGGCCGCGCUGAAGUGGGCCACGUCGCAGCCCUUCCUCCGCAGCGGCGGGGACGGGCGGCCCCGCGUGUUCCUGUCGGGCGACAGCUCGGGCGGCAACAUCGCCCACCACGUGGCCGUCCGCGCCGCCGACGCCGGGAUCAACAUAUGCGGCAACAUCCUGCUGAACGCCAUGUUCGGCGGCACCGAGCGCACCGAGUCGGAGCGGCGGCUGGACGGCAAGUACUUCGUCACGCUCCAGGACAGGGACUGGUACUGGAAGGCGUACCUGCCCGAGGACGCCGACCGGGACCAUCCGGCGUGCAACCCGUUCGGGCCGAACGGGCGGCGGCUCAGGGGGCUCCCCUUCACCAAGAGCCUCAUCAUCGUGUCGGGCCUGGACCUCACCUGCGAUCGGCAGCUGGCGUACGCCGAGGGCCUCCAGCAAGACGGCCACCAUGUGAAGGUCGUGUACCGUGAGAAGGCCACCGUGGGUUUCUACCUGCUGUCCAACACGGACCACUACCACGAGGUCAUGGAGGAGAUCGGCGACUUCCUCGCGGCUAACCUCUAGCAGCACAUGCACACAAACUUCACAUGUUAUAGCAAGAAGAUGGGUGGUAAGCUUGACUUUAUAGUUGUACCGAUCUGCAUCUGCUGCUGCUUGGGGUGGUGGUGGUGGGCUUUGCUGCUGAUAAAACUCUCUAUCUAGGAAAGAAACCACAGUGACUCUUUUUUUUUUUUGGUUUCGUCGUCGGGUUGCUGAUCACAAAGCUGCUUGAUGAUCUGCGUCGUGGUUGAUGGAGGGAAGCCUAUAAUUUCGCCGUCAAUCAUCUAACAUUCUGUGUACAGUGGUGGACUGAUGGACCAACAAGGAGGUGGACGGCCUUUUUUUUGUUGCUGUGUCUGAUGUAGUAGUAUUUCUCAUCUUUUUAUGGAUCGGAUGGGAUGGUGCCUGCCUUUCAUUCUAUGAUGAAUCGUACUGUCUGUCUAUCUAUCUAUCUACCCAAUGCCGUCGUGGAACAUGUUUCCAAUCUAGUACUACUACUACUAGGCUAGAUGCAGAGGCAUAAGAAAAUGUGCUACUACACCUCUACUGCUGGUGUGUGGCUUUUGUCUCUUUUCUUGUCCAUCUCUGUAUACAAUGCUGAACUGCUGCUAAAUAUAUUGUUGUAACCUUGAAUGC